CGAUCGAAAAUAAAAAAAAAAAUUCGUCGUUACUGGAAAAAGUAAAACAAAAAUUAUUGAAAGUUCGUCAGAAUCGAUGAGAAAUUAUAGAUUCACAAGAAACUGGUUUGAUAAACAUAUUCCCGAUUGGGAAAAAACUUUAGGCAGUUUAAAGAAUAAAAAAAUUAACGUUUUAGAUAUCGGAGUUUUUGAAGGAAAAACAACUAUAUGGAUUUUAGAAGAAUUACUUCAAAAUCCAGCUUCACGGGUAACAGCAAUUGACCCCUUUGAAAAUACUUUUGAAGGUAUAUUCUCAACCAAAGAUAACAAGGAAACCUAUUAUAAAAAUAUCAAAGAGUCAGCGAAAGAAAAUCAAAUUGUAACCAUCGGAGACAUUAGUUAUUUUGAUGCUCUUAACAAGUUGAAUUAUGAAAAUAGGGAUAAAUUCGAUUUCAUUCAUGUCGAUGGUUCUCAUAGUGCUAGUUAUGUAUUGGCUAACGCGGUUUUAUCUUGGAAUCUAUUAAAAGAAGGAGGAAUUAUGAUUCUUGAUGAUUACGAGUGGGAUUAUUUCGAAGAAAAAUAUAAUAAUCCGCGAGUUGCAAUUGAUUCAUUCUUAGAAAGUUAUCAAAGUCAAAUAGAGAUCAUUUAUAAGCAUUAUCAAGUAGCGAUUAAAAAGGUGAUUAGGAAGGUUCCUCGAAUUCCUCGUGAUGACAAAACGGUCGAUUAAAUAUAUGUAAGAAAUAUAUUUUUUAUGUUAGUUGCUCUCAUAUGUGAGGUGUAUGAGGAAAUAUUGACAAAUUUAAAUAAGUUGUAUUUUAUAAAAAUCUUUGUAUUUUUGUAAAAUUUUUUUAUUUGUUUAAUAUUAAAUUUUAAAUUUUAUUAUCAA
Molecule: messenger RNA, 865 nt
Organism: Rhizophagus irregularis DAOM 181602=DAOM 197198
Lineage: Eukaryota; Fungi; Glomeromycota; Glomeromycetes; Glomerales; Glomeraceae
Source: RefSeq, a predicted model, not a curated record